AGAAGAAGUAUACACAGAUAAAGAUCGUGCUGCGGCAGUUAAUAUGGGUACUCGUGAUAUUAUUCAAUCAUUAAAAAUAAAACGACGACAAGAUCGUAGUAAGAUGAUGCAAAUACCGGAAGAAGCUGAACCUAGUGCUAUGCUUGCACUUGGUACUCGUGAAAUGCGAUCAGGCGAUCUCAAUGUUGCCAUUAGCUGCAUAAAUAAGGCAUUAGAACUCAGCCCGAAUGAUAAGAAUGCAUUAUUGGCAAGAAGUAAAUGUUAUUUAUUGCUUGGGGAGCCACAAAAAGCUCUGGAUGAUGCUGAAGCAGCACUUAAUAAAAAAAUUAAGGAUUCAAAUAAUGCACGAGCAAUUUAUUACAAAGCUGAAGCGUUGUAUCAUCUUGGGGACUUUGAGCUGAGUCUUGUUUUUUACUAUCGAGGUAUGAAAGUCCGGCCUGAGUUCGACCAAUUUCGAUUAGGUGUACAAAAAGCCAAGGAAGCUAUUCAAAACAUUCUGGGUGACAAAAAUGCACCAAUAAAAGUCAAUUCUCAAACUGGAAUAGAAAAGAGUAAAAAAUCGAGAUCUGAGAGGACAUCAAUAAAGACUAUGAAAAUUGAGAAAAAGAGUCAUAUUCAAUCAUGCGAGGGUGAAAAAAAAAAUCAAUGUCAAAAACAAUUAUUGACAGACCCUAUUAACCAACAAAAUUCGUUUCUUCCCAAAAAACGUGGAAAUAGUAAUAUAAAUCUUCUUGGUCAACUCAAUGUCGACAAGAAAUAUCUUCAAGAAUUAAUAAAAAGGCCAGAUAUUAAGACUUCCAAUCAACAACCUGCUCAAAAUAUAUUGAAGUUGGCGGAAGAAGGAAUAUUUUUUUUAAUAAAUCGACAAGAAUUUUGGCGUCAACAAAAAACAGCUACUCAAUUAAUGACGGAUAAUAAGAUGCAUAGAUUAUAACAUGUUGCAAAAGUUUAUUUUAAUUGAUAUCAUAUUGAAUUUCCGUUACACAUUGUUCAUAUGAGACGGCUUAGAUGUUCUAGCUAAAGAAUUGCUUUCUCACUAUGCUUAUUUAAAAUAGAAUUCAUUUACCUCAUGUACAGUAUUGAAGAAUAUAGUAAGUUUUGUAUAUUUAGGGUGGCCACAAAGAAAUGAUUUCCAAAUUCCCUGAUAUUUUCCGGUUUUCCAGUUAAGUUUUUCACAUUUUUGCCUG
Molecule: messenger RNA, 1187 nt
Organism: Microplitis demolitor
Lineage: Eukaryota; Metazoa; Arthropoda; Insecta; Hymenoptera; Braconidae
Product: outer dynein arm-docking complex subunit 4
Exons: 4
Coding region: 44-934 (296 amino acids)
Cellular component (GO): cytoplasm
Molecular function (GO): protein binding
Source: RefSeq, a predicted model, not a curated record